Exaiptasia diaphana is the source of this 1983-nucleotide messenger RNA. Its product is annotated as tenascin. The record is from RefSeq and is a predicted model, not a curated record. Bases 114 to 1622 code for a protein of 502 amino acids. The transcript has a single exon. Lineage: Eukaryota; Metazoa; Cnidaria; Anthozoa; Actiniaria; Aiptasiidae.
GAAAGAAUAUGAAUGCAAUUAAGAAAAUGUAUGCAAAUUMACCAAUAUCCGAUCGACGCUGUAAGAGUCUUUAGCACAAUAGAAGCUGAAAAGUUCCGCAAUACUUUCAGUUCAUGUUUUACAAAAUGGCGAUCAAACUCUUCCUUGCUGUCGCCGUUUUCUCUCUUGUGUGUGUUUURAGUUGUCUAAGCCAAUUCUGCAGAUACCAUAAUCAGUGUUCCAAAAAUCAAGUUUGCUGUAAAAUGAGAUGCACUGARGGCUCAAGUUGUGCYGGCAGUUUCUGUCUCAAGGGGKUCUUAGGCUGCUCGCCAUCAGAAUCUUGCUGCAAUAACAAGUGCACGGAGGGGAAGAAUUGUCUUGGCCGUGGCUGUUCUAUCGAUAAAGACUGCAGUCUUCWUGAAAGAUGUUGUGGUAAUGUGUGCGUGAAGGGAGAAAGUUGUCUUGGCCAUUCCUGCCACUAUGAUGGAGACUGUAGUCCUCACGAAAAAUGCUGCUUUGGUAAGUGCAGUAAUUCGAGCUGUGUAGGAAUUAGCUGCGGCUCUAUCCUCUGCUUGCCGUCAGAAUCUUGCUGCAAUGGCAAGUGCACGAAGGGAAAGAACUGUAUCGGCCAUCAGUGUUUUAGCAAUAGUGACUGCCUCCAGCCAAAUGAAGCAUGUUGUCUUGAUAAGUGUGUAAAGGGAUAUAACUGUCUCGGACAAAAGUGUCAGUUUGAUUGGGACUGCAAUGGUCAUGCAAAAAAGAUUUUCAAAUGUUGCUCAGGUAUAUGUUCUAAAUCAAGUCUGACGACAAGCUGUGUUAAUCAUUCCUGUCCCAAUUCUGACCACUGCUUGCCAUCAGAAUCAUGUUGUAACUACAUAUGCACGAAGGGUAAGGAUUGUACUGGUCAAAAGUGCACUCGCYACUGGAACUGCGGGAGAUUKGAAUCUUGUUGUAAUMAUKUGUGUAUAUCGGGUACGAGUUGUGUUGGCCAAAAGYGUGCUAAUGAUUCCGACUGUCACAAUAAUUUUCGUAGUGAAAAUCGAGAAAUAUGUUGCUCUGGUAAAUGCCGCUAUAGAACAAGUUGUCCUAAACAAUUCUGCGCUGACUCUGAUGACUGCUUGUCAACGGAAACAUGCUGUAAUGGAAAGUGUGUCGUGAGGGGAACGAAUUGUGUUGGCCGUCGAUGCGAUGCCGAUAAACACUGCAUUAAGUAUCUUGAAAAAUGCUGCAACAACCGGUGUGUAGAAGGAAUGAACUGUCUUGGCCAUCCAUGUGUUACUAACAAAGACUGCUCUUUGACUCAAGAUCAAGAAUACUUUGACCAUGAAAAAUGCUGUGUUGAUAGGCGAUGCCAUAAAUCAACCGAUUCCUGCUUGGAAAUGGGUUACAUAGCUCCAAUUGUGGGUGGUAGCGUGGGUUUUGUCGUAUUCUGCUCAUGUGUUGUAGUUGGUCUUCUCAUUCUUCGUCGAAGAAGAAAGAAACUUCUAUCGCAGCGAAGUGGCCAAGUUAUCAACCAGCAGCCAUAUCAACAGCUUGACAACGAGGAAUCGUCUACUGACAGUGAAACAAUCGCCGAAGGAACUUUCCCUUCUUCUGUUCCAGCUUCUAACAUUGAACUGGUUUCACAAGAGACAACCGCUUGACAAGAAUCAGCGGUCAACUGAGUCUUCCCGCCGACCGUUUGAAGAGCCAAAAUGAUGUUAAGUUUGAGCCCUGUAUAUUUGUAAACAGUUUUCUGUUUUAUUUUUAAACUUUAAAAAUUGAAUUGGAUUGAAUUGAAUUGGUAGCUGUUUAAUUGAGUGAAGAUUCAAAGGCACAGCAAAUAGAGUCCAUAAUGAACCUGUUGCAUUGCAUCUCUGUCAGUCGAUGCAUUUUAUAAUUUAAAAUUGUUUUUCUUAGUAAUUAUAUAGUAUUAUGCUAGUGUGAUCACUAGUACUAUUGUUUGCCACUGUAAACUUAACCUAAAAAGCCAAACAUCUUUGAAUAAAUUAGCGGUUCUUCGUA